This is a messenger RNA of Notechis scutatus (mainland tiger snake), 2082 nucleotides long. RefSeq names its product BAR/IMD domain-containing adapter protein 2-like. The record is from RefSeq and is a predicted model, not a curated record. Lineage: Eukaryota; Metazoa; Chordata; Lepidosauria; Squamata; Elapidae. Gene Ontology annotation, molecular function: protein binding. Gene Ontology annotation, biological process: actin filament bundle assembly; plasma membrane organization; actin crosslink formation. Gene Ontology annotation, cellular component: cytosol; nucleoplasm.
AUCAUGUCCCGCUCGGAGGAGGUGAACCGGCUGACCGAAAAUGUCUAUCGGGUGAUUCUGGACCAGUUCAAUCCAAGUUUAAGGAAUUUUGUUACCAUGGGGAAAAGUUAUCAAAAAGCCCUCUCAGGAGUUACGGUUGCUGCCAAAGGCUACUUUGAUACCUUGGUGAAACUUGGUGAGUUGGCCAGUGACAGCCAAGGAUCCAAAGAGUUGGGUGAUACCUUGUUCCAGAUGGCUGAAGUCCACAGGCAGAUGCAAGUACAGUUGGAGGAGACGCUGAAGUUUUUCCACUCUGAUAUGCUAUCCCAGCUGGAACACAAACUGGAACUGGAUAUCAAAUAUCUGGUGGCGACCCUGAAGAAAUACCAAGCAGAAUAUCGUGCCAAAGCUGAAUCAAUUGAAAAGUCUCAGACUGAGCUGAAGAAACUGCGCAAGAAAUGUCAGCAUAGCAAAAACCCAAUGAAGUAUGGGGAUCGUGAAGUGCAGUAUGUGGAAAUCCUGAGCACCAAGCAGAGCGAGCUGGAUCGGUUUGUGGCGGAAGGCUACAAAGCAGCCCUGACAGAGGAACGGCGCCGUUAUUCAUUCCUGGUGGAUCGCCAGUGUGCUGUUUCCAAGUACUUCAACAAUUAUCACAGCAAGGUGCAGGAGCUUUUGUCAGCCAAACUGCCCAUUUGGCAAACAUCGUGCAUCCAACCUACUCGUUUACCUGAGCGGGCAUUGGCCCUGGUCAAGCUCACCGCCAACAACACCACAGCUGGCAUUUCUGCCCCAGGCAUGGAUCCUCUCCUUGUCUCCAAGACCUUGGAAGAGCCUUUAGAAUUGGGACAAAAUCGCAGGACUUCGAUCCAGGAAGGAACAGUACUGCUAAAUGGGGAUUUGCACCGUGGGCGGGGAUCCCGUGACUUCAAUCACCUGUCAAUCAGCGUGCCCCUCACUGCUACCACUUCAGGUCUGAUCCCCACCCAGACCUCUUCACAAAUCAAGGUUGCUGACAGCUAUUCUUGCACUCUGCCAAUACCACACAAAAUGUCAAAGGAAACUCGCCUGGCCACAGUAGCAGAGAACAAGACUCUGCCCCGCAUUAAUCCUCUUUCAAUCCUGACUCCACGUUCCGAUCGUCCAAGAGUCCAGGCAAUCUUCUCCCAUUCGGCAGGAGGGAACAGCACCCUUCUCAACUUCCAAGAGGGAGAUAUCAUCCUUUUAUUGGUUUCUGAGGCGAAGGAUGGAUGGCAUUAUGGGGAAAAUGAGACAACCGGAAUGAAAGGUUGGUUUCCGUUUUCCUACACUCGACCCUUUCCUUCAGCUGAAGGAGCUAACAAACCAUUCAACAACAAGAUGAACAGUAGCAGCACAGGAAAUUUGGAUCGAGCUGAAUCUCCUCCUGCUGGACCUGAUGGGGAAGAUGAUUUAAAGUUUGGCCCUUCAGUCCGUAUCUGUGCAUCUCGACGACCUUACAGCAUGUUAAAUCCUGAUCUGUCACAGUUGACAAAUGAGUUUGGAAGUCCAACUGCCUCUCCUUCAAGGAUCAAUCCCUUUGCUCAUGUUAAGCUGAAACGUACGGUGACCAAUGACCGUUCGGCCCCACUCAUCCAGUGAAACGUGCAAUGUUAAGUGGAGAUAGACCACUGCCCUGCUUUCCCCUCUUUCCCUCACUGUGUGGCCUUUCCCAAUUAAUACGCCGCUUCUGGCUCACAGUAGGUUUCGGGUCCAGGGGUAUCUCCCUCCCUAAUGGCACAGGAAAGUUCACAAACUCGAUGCACAGCAAAAAGGCUAUGGAGUUUCAUUGGUGGUGGCAGUUCCAGGAUGGGAAGGCAAGCUAACGGCAGCAUGAGAAGAGACAGAGUUUGGAUGCAAGUGAUUGAGGCAGAGGUUUAACAGUUGGAUAAAAAAGCAGGAGAAAGGUGAAGGAUGUGGGCACAGAUGGAAAGAGGUCAGAUGAAAGGAAAAGGAGAUCAGAAGAGAGUUAUGGAUGGCAUGUUACAGAACAUUCAAAUGAAGAGAAAUUCAGCAAAUGUAGGUCUCUCAAUAUGAUUCAUGUUUCUUACAGCUCAAAGUUUCCACUCAUCAGAAUCUUGUUUGUGU